CCACGAUGCCGAUUUGGGUUGUUCUUCUCUCGCGGAUCAUCAUGAAGGAAAAGCAGACGACGAAGGUGUACCUGUCCCUGAUCCCCAUAAUCACUGGUGUCCUGUUGGCCACUGUCACAGAGCUUUCCUUUGACAUGUGGGGACUCAUCAGUGCACUUGCUGCUACUCUGUGCUUUUCACUCCAGAACAUCUUCUCCAAGAAGGUGUUAAGAGACUCAAGAAUUCAUCAUCUUCGGCUGCUGAACAUCCUGGGCUGCCACGCCGUGUUCUUCAUGAUCCCAACGUGGGUGUUGGUGGAUCUUUCUUCCUUCUUGGUAGAGAAUGACUUGAGCACAAUGUCUCACUGGUCCUGGACCUUGAUGCUGCUGAUAAUCAGUGGAUUCUGUAAUUUUGCCCAGAACGUUAUUGCCUUCAGUAUCCUUAACCUGAUCAGCCCCCUCAGCUACUCUGUGGCCAAUGCCACCAAGAGGAUCAUGGUCAUCACGGUGUCCCUCAUCAUGCUGCGUAACCCUGUCACGAGCACCAACGUCCUGGGGAUGAUGACAGCAAUCCUGGGGGUCUUCUUGUACAACAAGACAAAAUACGACGCAAACCAAGAAGCAAAGAAGCAGCUGCUUCCAGUGACAACUGGAGACCUUGUGACCUUGGACCGACACCGAGGCCCCACCGAGAAGGCUCAGAAUGGACUGACCACGUUCGCCCAGCACGGAGACUACCAGUACGGCCGAGCCAACGUCCUCACGGACCACUUCCAGUACCCCAGGCAGAGCCACCCCUCGGCCUACAGCCUCAACAGGUUUGAUAUCUAGAGCCUGGCA
Messenger RNA from Acanthisitta chloris (rifleman), 818 nucleotides. It is a transcript of the gene SLC35E1, whose product is annotated as solute carrier family 35, member E1. The coding region runs from base 6 to 809 and encodes 267 amino acids. Lineage: Eukaryota; Metazoa; Chordata; Aves; Passeriformes; Acanthisittidae. Gene Ontology annotation, molecular function: antiporter activity. The transcript has 5 exons. Gene Ontology annotation, cellular component: Golgi apparatus. The record is from RefSeq and is a predicted model, not a curated record.